Messenger RNA from Daphnia pulex (common water flea), 3903 nucleotides. Its product is annotated as calcium/calmodulin-dependent 3',5'-cyclic nucleotide phosphodiesterase 1-like. Lineage: Eukaryota; Metazoa; Arthropoda; Branchiopoda; Diplostraca; Daphniidae. The record is from RefSeq and is a predicted model, not a curated record. The transcript is spliced from 17 exons. Gene Ontology annotation, molecular function: 3',5'-cyclic-AMP phosphodiesterase activity. Gene Ontology annotation, biological process: signal transduction. Bases 292 to 3225 code for a protein of 977 amino acids.
AAAAAUGCCUGAAUAUCAGACCCUAAAUUCAUUAUUUGUUUUAACGAAAAACCCUUAAAAGAACAGUUAGUUAUUUUAAUUCAUUAUUGUAAAGAGAAUACUUGUUUGGUUGUAACACAUAUUGAGAAUUUGUCCUUGUAUUCGUGUGUUAAAUGUGACAAUUGGAAAAUCAUUUUCACAUCAAGGACCUUUGAUAAGUGACGAUCUUAACAUUUACACCAUGAGACCCAAGAAUCUUUUGUUCACACAAAUUCUGAUACUUUCCAAGUACGACUACUCAUCAACAUCCAAAUGUCUGCUACCUGGCUUCUUCUGCCCUGUUGCAUUGUCAUUACAACAUUGUUUGGAGUUUUCAUGUCUCUUUGGAACUUUCGUGGAAUGCGCCGUUCGUGUGUUCAGCUCGUGUUUAACUUCAGCACGAAACCCAGCCACGGUGUUGCACCCAGUUGGAGUACGUCGUCGUAUGGGUUUCUCCAUUUCGCCAAAUUUCGUCGUUUUCUUUUUUCUUGGGUGUGCAAACGAGACACAGCUGGCUGCCUUCGUCGUAAGCUCGGGAAUCACGAAGGCCGGGAUGUCGAAGAUUCGUACGACGGAACUGGCGAAGGAGCGGUAGAUGGCCGAUCGCUGAUGUGUGCAGACAAAUUCAGGAUCGAAAAGAGACGUCGUCGUCGGUCUCUGACGACGGUUGACGUCGAAUCGGCCACGGUCUUGAGAAGACGCCAGUCCCCUCGUAACGAACGACCGUCUGUAUCCUCGUCGAGGUCCGCAAACUCGGUGAAUGAAACCUCCGCGCCUACAUUAUUGCCGAGCUUUGGCCAGACAUCAAAAGAGUUCCAUUUCGCUCGAGUUGGCCCGGACGAGCAGCAGCAGGGGGAGGAGGAGGUGGUGGUUGCGCCUGUGACGACGAAGAGACGUGAAUCGGCUCCCGACCUCAACGGAGCGGAGCCAGCCGACAGUCGGCCCAGGAUCAUCAUUCGGCUCACAUCUGUUGACGGCCUAGAAUUCAGCCUCUCCAGUCCAGUCCAAGAUAAUUUGCUGCAACCAACGUCGUCGUCCUUCUGCCCGGUUCGGACGGUACGUGUCGGCGCAGCCCGUCCGCAAAACUCGAUGGCCAGCGGCCCGAAAGGCUCAUCCAAGGACGACAGCACAUUCGAUUACACUCCGACGGCCAAUGGCGAAUACACAGGAUCGGAGACUCUGACCAUUAUGAGGCGCUCGAGCAGCAAGAGAAAGAGUCAGCGGGCCGGCGCUGGGACUCCGUCCGUGACUGAACUGGAUGACUCUGCCCUGGAACGACAUGUGGGAAUCGUCGAAGAUGAAACGCCCAUGGAAAUUGCGUCAGCGACUGUGCCAUCAUCGGAAAUCUGCGAGAAUGCCUCUCUCAGACUGAAAUGCCUACUAAGGCUCCUGGACAAGGGCGAAGUUCGACCCGAAGUGAUGCAGAAGAAUCUGAAAUUGGCCAUUCAAGUGCUCGACGCCGUGUACAUCGACGAGGCCGGGAGUCCCGAAUGCGACGACGAUGUCGACGAAGAGGAGGCAUUGUGGCCCGAUACAAAUGACACAACUUCUUCGCCAGCACCACCACCACCACCACCAUCCACUCCCAACUUGUUAUUACCUCAUCUGACAAAACCCUGCCGUUCACGGGCCUCUCCGUUUCGAGUCAGCUCCCGACCGGCCUCCAAUUCUUUUUCCACUUGUUCCUCUUCUUCCUCUUCCUCUUCUACUUCUUCUACUCCUCCUUCCUCUGCUACUGUCCGUGUUACAACAACUACCACUGCUACUACUACUACUACUUCAAAGGCAUCUUCACUCCAUGUUCGUCGCCCUGCACUUUUAAAAAAAAGGCGGACGCCGGAAGAAGAUGACGAUUUGUCGGAAGUGCGGGCCGAUGCCGUGCCGCCGGAAGUGCGUGCCUGGUUGGCGUCGACUUUUACACGCCAAAUCAGCAGUCACCGUAAGCCCGGCGAGGAGAAGCCGAAAUUCCGGUCGGUGGCGCAGGCCAUACGGGCCGGAAUCCUGGUCGAGCGCAUUUAUCGCCGAAUGUCCUCUUCGUCUUUCUUGCAAUUCCCCGCAGAAGUGGCUCGCAAUCUCAAGUUGAUCGACGAGUGGACCUUUGACGUCUUCGCCUUGAGCGACGUCUCGGCAGGUUCUCCGCUGCGCUAUCUCGGCAUCGAUCUCUUGAAUCGUUAUGGCGUCAUCCACAAAUUUAAGAUCCCGAGCAACACGCUGGAGUCGUUUCUCAACCAAACGGAGGCCGGCUACUGCAAACAUCGCAAUCUCUACCACAACAAUACGCACGCGGCUGACGUGACCCAGACGCUUCACUACGUCCUUUAUCAAACUGGAUUGAUGAACUGGCUGACCGAUUUGGAGAUCUUUGCCGCCAUCAUUGCAGCCAUCAUUCACGAUUUUGAGCACACGGGAACGACCAAUAGCUUCCACGUCAUGUCUGGCUCCGAGACGGCCCUGCUCUACAACGAUCGGUCCGUCCAGGAGAACCACCACAUCAGCGCAGCGUUCAGAUUGAUGAGGGAGGAAGACUGCAACAUUCUAGUCAAUUUAUCGCGCGAAGAGUUCCGGGAAUUCCGAUCGCUCGUCAUUGACAUGGUCUUGGCUACGGACAUGUCUUGCCACUUCCAACAGAUUAAAGCGGCCAAGGGCUUGCUCACCGUUCCCGAACUCAGUGUGGAUAAGUCGAAAAUCCUGUCGCUAGUGCUGCACUGCUGCGACGUGGCCCAUCCGAGCAAACCUUGGCUCUUGCACCGGCACUGGACGGACUUGCUCCUGGAAGAAUUCUUCCAACAGGGCGACAAUGAAAAGGAGCUCGGAUUGCCCUACAGCCCGCUCUGUGAUAGAAACAAUACUUUAGUUGCUGAGUCGCAAAUCGGUUUUAUAGAGUUCAUUGUAGAGCCAACUAUGGCAGUCAUGGGUGACUUAUUGGAUAAAAUCCUGAUACCUUUGCGCCCGCAAUCUGCUCCUGUGCGGAACGAUCAUCGCGAUUCGAUCUCUGAAGAGAAAUGCGAUGCGGGCGGCGAGGUGGUAACAGUGCCAACCACGCCGGAAAAAGCCAAAAAAGAAGGAAGCCAUUCCAAAAUAUCCGGUGAGAAAAUCACUCGGCCUUGGGAUAUUUAUCUGGAGGAGAACAAAGGCAAAUGGAAAGAGCUGAGCAUCAAAGAUCAACAAAGAAGACAGGAGGAAGCCAAAUUGAAACCUGAAGACUGAAGCAAAGUGUCAGGGCACUAGUCAAAGAAAGUUCAAAUUCGAAUAAUUACAAAACCAAAUAACGUUCCCCUUUUUCCUUGGAAGGAAGAAACAAAACAAAACAAAAAAACAAAAACCAAAAAAAAAAAAAAAUCAAUACCUCGACACACCAGAAAUUAAUUAAUAGUACGUACACCAUCUAACAUGUUUUCUAGGCCCUGGAUGACUUAUUCGCGUUUUUCAUUAACCGUCCGUAUUACCAAACGUCUGCUUUUUUAUUCGAGGAAAAAAGAAAGACAUUACGCUUAUCGAUGUUUGUAGGUGACACACAUUAUUGUCUCGUGUUCCCCUACCAUCAAAAGAGAGAGAGAGUCAAACGUUUUCUUUCACGUCACCCUAUACUCUUUGACUGAAUAGAGAGGAAGAUGAUGGGAAACAAAAACGCGUGCAAUCAUUCGUGAAGGGAUCACGCCAUUUACUUACAUUAAAAAAAAUAAAACACAAAAAAGAAAAUCCUUUUCGUCUGUUUAUUUGUAAUUUUUCGAUUCAAUUCAUUUCCGGCGAACGAUGUGUCAUCUUUGAUCUUUCCUAUUUCCUUUUCAUUAUUCUUUUCGUUUUAUAAUUGAUACUUUCCCUUUUUCGUCUCAUCAAAGAUUGUCGGUCAAUCAUGUCACGUCAAUACAUCAAAUAUACAUUGAA